GCCAAAUCUUGUGUGGGAGAGAGAGAGAGAAACAGAGAGAUGGCCAUGACUGAAUCAAAUUCUGCAAUUUGGGAAGAAAUCGAGCGCUCCGAGAGCUACCUUGUUUGCUCGAUGCAUGAGGAGGCAGCAACCUUAGCUUCAUCGAUAUUGAAGCGUCUUUGUGGAGAUAAAGAUAACAAAGGCGUUGAAGCUGGAGAAGAUGCUGGAUUCUAUGAUAUGUUGGAAUCGACCGGUAUGGUGUUGGUCCAGUCCUUGAAGGGACUAGGAAGGGCAUCAGAAAUCCUGGAUCAACUUAAGCUACUUUAUGUCUCUGUUGCAGCUAUCCCUGUUCAAGUUCUACUUACUGGGGCUUGCUUUCAGAUAUCAGUAGGUUCUUCUUUUGGUGUUCGGGAAUUUUUGGAGGAGUUCCUUAGCAAGUGGAAUUGUGUGGAUGGACAAUACUAUGUUCUUGUUGGUGCAGACGCAAAUGUACAUUGUUUAGAAAGAUGUGAUGCACGUUUUAUUCUGGGAGUUGAUCAAUAUAUUAAAGUUGUUGAGGUCUAUGCUGUGACACUUCUUGUGACAGUUUUGAAUGAUUUGGACCUUGCUGUUUCCUGGGUUGAGAAAGCUGCACUACCUGAAGAUAAACGACAGGUAAUAUUUAUUCUGUCAUACAGCUAA
Messenger RNA from Corylus avellana, 660 nucleotides. The record is from RefSeq and is a predicted model, not a curated record. Lineage: Eukaryota; Viridiplantae; Streptophyta; Magnoliopsida; Fagales; Betulaceae.